AACACUCUGGGUCCAAACUCCAGACGCUGGACUGCAGGUCAAGCGAGCUGCCACUGUUCUCCCAAGUGUCACUUGGACAGGUUCUUCUGGAGGAGACCUCUCUUUUGUUAACUCAUCCUUUUAAUCAAAAUGGCACCAAAGAAAGACGUGAAGAAGCCUGCUGCUGCUGCCCCUGCCCCAGCCCCGGCCCCGGCCCCCGCCCCAGCCAAACCUAAAGAAGAAAAAAUUGACCUGUCUGCUAUUAAGAUCGAGUUCUCUAAGGAGCAACAGGAGGAAUUCAAGGAGGCAUUCCUCCUGUUUGACAGAACAGGAGAAUGCAAGAUCACCUUAAGUCAAGUGGGCGAUGUCCUCCGGGCUCUGGGCACAAAUCCCACCAAUGCAGAGGUCAAGAAGGUUCUUGGGAACCCUAGCAAUGAAGAGAUGAAUGCUAAGAAAAUUGAGUUUGAACAAUUUCUGCCCAUGAUGCAAGCCAUCUCCAACAACAAGGACCAGGGAGGCUAUGAAGAUUUUGUUGAGGGGCUGCGUGUCUUUGACAAGGAGGGCAAUGGCACUGUCAUGGGUGCUGAACUCCGCCAUGUUCUUGCCACUCUGGGUGAGAAGAUGAAGGAGGAAGAGGUAGAAGCGUUGCUGGCAGGCCAGGAAGACUCCAAUGGCUGCAUCAACUAUGAAGCUUUUGUCAAGCACAUCAUGUCUGUGUAAAUGGAGUUUUCAAGAACAGUGUUUGGGAAGACUGGCCAGAAUGUCAACUCAAGAACACCCAUGGUUAACAGUCCAUACCUGCUUACCACUACUAAGAAGAUCAAAACAAUCUAGGCUAUUCUAGGCGGAAGGAUUCCCUGAAUUUUUAUAAGCCUUGAGUUUCUCCUAACACACAAAUCAGGCAUCUACUGUUCUAAGGGAGAUGAAUAAAAUAUUGAUAGUCUGAAGUCCAAGCACUACCUGUAUCAUUUACUUGGGUCCACAACGUUGUUAAAACACUACAUCAAUAAACUUGGUCAGUCUGGAAUAUUCAA
This is a messenger RNA of Phodopus roborovskii (desert hamster), 1013 nucleotides long. RefSeq names its product myosin light chain 1 (gene Myl1). The transcript has 7 exons. The record is from RefSeq and is a predicted model, not a curated record. NCBI's taxonomy places the organism in Eukaryota, Metazoa, Chordata, Mammalia, Rodentia, Cricetidae. Bases 130 to 699 code for a protein of 189 amino acids. Gene Ontology annotation, molecular function: calcium ion binding. Gene Ontology annotation, cellular component: myosin II complex; contractile muscle fiber.